Phanerochaete carnosa HHB-10118-sp is the source of this 774-nucleotide messenger RNA. RefSeq lists its product as uncharacterized. The coding region runs from base 53 to 748 and encodes 231 amino acids. The record is from RefSeq and is a predicted model, not a curated record. NCBI's taxonomy places the organism in Eukaryota, Fungi, Basidiomycota, Agaricomycetes, Polyporales, Phanerochaetaceae. The transcript has a single exon.
CGACGUCUCUAACAUCGUCGACGGAGAUGUCGUUGCACCAUCCCACUGCUCCAUGUGCGGCCAACCCGACCUCGCCCGAACCGCCGCUCAGAUAAAACCGAAGUCUGGCGCGAACGGUGUCAUCGAUUUUUCGGGACACUUCGCGUGGUUUGACCCAUUUUCGGACGGGUUCGCGUCUGUGGUACCACCGAACGAGGAUCCCACAGCCGCCCAAUGGGCCACAAUAUACUCAUAUCUCGCGACGAAGCUCUCGUCGGAUGCAUCUCAUCGUUCCUCUUUCACACUCAAGCUGGGCUACCGCGGCAAGUCGGUCUACCUGCGCGGGCCGAGUGAGAAGCCGAAGACGAUGGCGGACAGCGUGCUCGCGUCGCACGGCGCGGAGAUCGUUGGCGGCUUCGUCGGCGAUGUCGAGUUUACGGAAGACGACAUCCCACGAUAUUAUUCCUUUAAUAUUGAUCUAUCGUGCGUGCAUGGCUACGAGGCGCGCCUUGCCGUGCCGCCGCGCAUGGGGUUGCGGGGUCAGGGUCUCUUCAAGAUGCGUCGCAUAUGGGCUGACCCGCGCGACCCGAACAAAGAACUCUUCGAGGGCGUGUGGGACCUGACAGUCUCUGCGGACAGCCGCCAUACGAAGGGCAGGUACGGCAUGGAUGAAGACGGGGAGGGCAGUGGGGCCCUGUUCUGGGCUAUAAGGCAUGAGGCUGGAAAGGGCGAGGAGAAUGAUAACGAAGACGAAUCUUGCUUCUACUGAUAGAUUGGUCAAUAGUUUUCGUUGUU